Messenger RNA from Megachile rotundata (alfalfa leafcutting bee), 1956 nucleotides. RefSeq lists its product as uncharacterized. The record is from RefSeq and is a predicted model, not a curated record. NCBI's taxonomy places the organism in Eukaryota, Metazoa, Arthropoda, Insecta, Hymenoptera, Megachilidae. Gene Ontology annotation, molecular function: protein binding.
AAAUUUCAAUUCUUGAAUCGAUACAGUAAGGAAGAGAAAUGGAGGUUCUGUCAGGGUCGGGAUUACUUUAACGAAAAAAAGUCUCCAAAUUUAAUAAGUUCAUUUUAACAUUCUACAAUAGUAGGGUUUGAAAUACCAAUAUCACCGACACGUGGUUUUGGAUGUAUGUAGAAGUAUAGCUCCGAAAUACUGACGACAAAAUAGCUCUAUUACUAGAUUCUUGGAGUGGGUAUUGUAUCGCUUGCAUUGAAAAAGGAUGUCAUAGCUAGUGUAGGUCCCGAAAAUGGGGGGUAGCUAACGUGAUUCUGAACAAGAUUUCACUUUGCAAAAGUGGGGUUUGAAGCUUCGUUUUUGUGUUAUUUAUGGAAAAACACGAACCAAUCAGAGCGCAAGGUGGGAACAGCUCGAAGUGAAGUUUUCGUAUGAUGAUUCUCCUUCGCAUUGGCCUUGAGUUUCGGAAAGUUCUAGCGCGCUACCAAAUAAGAAGGAUUUGAUAGGCAACAAAGCUGGACUCUCGCUUUGCGGAAAUUGCGAACUACGCUUAAACGUGCAGCACCAACAUAAAGAUAAACACACAGCUUACGUAACAGCUUCCGUAUAUCAGAGUAGUCGGUAUUUCACUAUGCAAAGUUUUAUUCAAACCAGAAUAUAACGUAUGACAACCUUUCGUUCCAAUCCUGACAGAAUCCGUGUUUCAUCAUAUAUUUCUAUAAUACUUAUAAUAACACUAUUCAAUUCAAAUUACUAAGAUUAAUAUUAUCCGUUUCAAUAAAAAAACAUUCUCAAUUAUUUAGAUUAAAUGUCAAAAUUAUCCGCAAUGGCCUCCAUUUUACUUGUUCAACUUAUUCCUGAAGGAGCACAUAAAGUCCAUGGAUAUAUCGGAAUGUGGUCUGCCAAUGAACUCGAGCAUAAGUGAAAUUUCGAGUACAUUCAAUGGGGAGAACAUCUAUGAGUUACAGCUGCAUAAUUGGAGCGGUGCCAUCGUCAGAAACCAUUUGAAAGGGUUUCCAAACUUGCAAAGGUUUACGUUAUCAAGCAGCAAUCUUACAAAUUUGAGCACCGACAUAUUCGCAGAUGUACCAUAUCUUUUUCUGCUUUAUUUGAAACAUAAUAAAGCCUGUUUACCUGUGGGAAUCUUUAAUAAUACACCAGAUCUCCAAAUACUUGUCUUGAGUGGUAGCAUGAUGAAUCACCUCGAGCCGGGCAUAUUUGAUCCGCUGACGAAAUUGCGCUCGUUAAGCUUGCAGAUAAACAAUUUCACAGAUAAACAAUUGAAACCUGGGUUAUUUUAUAAUCUCACGUCUUUGACGAGUCUGGAGAUGAGUUCGAGUAAUCUAAUCACUUUGCCGGAGAACAUUUUCGCAAAACUGGAAAGUUUAACAUGGUUAACGUUAAGUAAUAACAGUUUUAUCUCGUUUCCAGAAGGUAUACUAAAGCAAAAUUCUCAUCUAAUGACCAUUGAUUUGUCGCAUAAUACCAGAAACAUAUCUCUGCCCCAAAAGUUUUUCGGAAAUUUGAUACAUGUGAAGGCUAUAGGUUUGAAUCACAACGGUUGGAGCACGAUACCUGAAGACCUGUUUUGGGGCUUAAUGUCAUUAGAUUAUAUUGAUUUAGAAAAAAAUUAUUUUGAGAUGCUACCUAAACGUAUUUUUGAAGGACUACAGCAAUUGUCUUACCUAAAACUAAAUUCCAAUAGAUUAAUUACAUUACCAGAUAGAAUUUUUUCAGAUGCGACUAACUUAAGACUCCUGAAUUUGUCAGAGAAUUGUCUUACUUCGAUAUCCAGUACUCCGCAAAGAAGAUAUAGGAUGUAAAUAAACAAAGCAAUCGAUAUUCAAUUUCGACAAGAUUUUAUUCCAUGUACCUUCAUUCAUUUUAACGAGAGUUAACACUAGCAAAACAGAUUCGUAGAGAUCAGUUGAAAUAUGCGCAUAUAGUUCAGUCAGGAAACUUUUA